AUGAGAAUGUUGGCAAAUCGUCGUCUCUUUUCCAUAAUAAUAAAUCGUCCAUCCAUCAUUCAUUCUUCAAUUAAUUUCAACAAAUGGAACAAUUCAAACAAUUCAUUUAAUUUUUCUACUACUGCUAGUAUUCAAUCUUCUAAUACAUCAUUAAAUGUUUCCCCAGCUCCUUCAGGAAUUCUUCAUUAUUUAACACAUGCAGAUUUAUCUAAACAACAAAUUUACAAUUUAAUUACAUUGGCUGUUCAACAUAAGUACAAUGUAAAAUACUUGAAUACUAAAUCUGGACAACCUUUGUUGGGAAAAACAUUGGCCAUAAUGUUUUCUAAAAGAUCCACAAGGACCAGAGUUGCAACUGAAACGGCUGUUACGUAUCUUGGUGGGCAACCGAUGUUUUUGGGAUCUCAAGAUAUUCAAUUAGGCGUUAAUGAAUCAUUAUUAGAUACUAGUAAAGUUGUUUCUAGUAUGGUGGAUGGUAUGAUGGCACGCGUUGGUUCACAUUCUGAAAUUGAGACAUUAGCGAAAUAUUCCACUGUUCCCGUGAUCAAUGCUCUUUCGGAUAAAUAUCAUCCAACACAAAUUCUUGCUGAUUUGAUGACAAUGCACGAAAUAUUUGGUCCUCAACCUAAAAAUGAUUCAUCAUAUGUUGCACAUUUAACGCAUCCUCAGGAAACACUUCCAGGAUUAAAGGUUGCAUGGGUUGGGGAUGGUAAUAAUAUUUUACACAGUAUGUUGGUAACUUUUCCAAAAAUAGGUGUUCAUCUAUCAGUGGCCACUCCUAAAGGAUAUAGUCCAGCAGAAGAUGUGGUGAAAAUUGCGAAACAUGAAGCAGCGAAGACUAAUACUGAAAUUAGUUUUACUCAUGAUCCUAAAGUGGCAGUCAAUAAUGCUGAUGUUAUCGUCACAGAUACCUGGGUUAGUAUGGGACAAGAAUCCGAAAAAGUAAAACGUUUGAAAGAUUUUGAAGGUUAUCAAGUAACUUUAUCAUUAGCAAAAGAAGGUGGAGCCAAACAAAAUUGGAAAUUCUUACACUGCCUUCCUAGAAAACAAGAAGAAGUAUCCGAUGAGGUAUUUUACUCACCUAUAUCUCACGUAUUCCAAGAAGCUGAAAAUCGUAAAUGGACAAUUCUCGCUGUAUUAGAUGCAUUACUUGUUAGAAAGAGUUUUGAUUGA
Diversispora eburnea is the source of this 1173-nucleotide messenger RNA. The record is from the annotation of a GenBank genome assembly. NCBI's taxonomy places the organism in Eukaryota, Fungi, Glomeromycota, Glomeromycetes, Diversisporales, Diversisporaceae.